This is a messenger RNA of Protopterus annectens (West African lungfish), 3961 nucleotides long. RefSeq names its product isthmin 1 (gene ISM1). NCBI's taxonomy places the organism in Eukaryota, Metazoa, Chordata, Ceratodontiformes, Protopteridae. The transcript has 6 exons. The coding region runs from base 1352 to 2746 and encodes 464 amino acids. The record is from RefSeq and is a predicted model, not a curated record. Gene Ontology annotation, biological process: negative regulation of angiogenesis.
GGGGUGCAGGACAGCAAACCAGAUGAGAGGAGUGUAAAAACAUUGGAGUGAGUUUCGUCAAAUACAAACAGAGAGCGUGUGGCAGAAAGGAAAGUCAAACACAUGCAUGCUGUGGAAGGGGAUUAAUAAAACUCUCCAGGUACAGGCUCCAGAAAGCUGUAGUGCGCGCUUUAGACUGCUGCAAGCACCAGAGGCAGCUGUGGAGGUUUGCAAGUGGGCAGCAAAGCAGUCCAGCCACUGUUGUUUGGAGCUAAACCAGGUCGAUGUGAGAUGCUGAGGGUCUAGAAACAAAUGUGGCGCUUGCAUUUACCACAUCUAGAAUAAUAAUAAGAAAAAUAAUAGGACUGAUGGCAUAACCUGACUAUAUAGAAGAGGGAAGUGCAAAAGGAAAAGUCUUACUUCUGACAAAAAGUAUUGCUGGGAAGCGCGCAUUUAUUUAUACUGUUUAUGCAAGAACGACACCGAAGAAAGUGGACUUGCAGAGGGACUCGCCAAUACCGGAGGCAAAUGAUGGUUCUUAUCAAUGAAUAAUAUCGGGGAAGAAUGACCUAAGUCUUGCAAGAUUGCGACAAAACUAAGAGCUGCAACUGAUAAAUAAACAAACCAGUGAUUUUGUACUGAAUUGUAAGAUUGGAGUAGAAGUUCAUCACUUUUAUAUAUUCUUGAUUACUUACUUUAUUCAAUAACACUAGUUUUGCUUGGAAGUCCUCACCUCAGCUCAACAAUUUUUUUUCAUUUGUUGAAGCACUUUUUCUAUUCUGCAGAUUGUUUUACCCCAACGCGUCAAUAUUGCUGGACCACUAAAACUUUCCCGUUAAGUAUUUGUGGAGUUAGGAGGCUAAAAGUCCUGCAUCAAGGCAUUGACUGUACUCCACCAUCGGGCAGCUCUGCAGACUUUUCCUGAACCUACAGCUUCAAAAACACCUCUCCUCUUUUCUGCACCCAUUUAAUUACAACCUCUGCGAUGAUAGUCCACGUCUGUUAACCGACCUUUAGUAGAUUUUCCAUUUGCAUUUGAAACUAACUGUUCGGGAGUUGUCCGUCUGCAGAGAAAUCUGCGCAAUCCAUGCAGCUUCAGGAUUUGUUGUCAUCUUCACCCUUCCAUUUGGUCCUCAAACCGAUUUGCAGCUGUGUUGCUUAAUCCCUUAGGUAUCCAGUCUCCAGGUGUCGCCGUUUUUCCUGCCUCCUAGGACCCUUGCGCCCCGAGGUGGCUCCUCCGAAGUGGUGCUGCGGCGGCGGCGGCAGCGGCGGCGGCUCUGCAGCCCCAGCGGAUCCGGAGUGCGGCGGGAUCUCGCCGGCAGGAGGCGGCGCUCCUCCGCCACGGGGUCCUAAAGCUGGCCGGGUCAAGAGAAUGGUGAGGCUGACGGCAGAGCUGCUUUUGCUGCUGGGACUCCUGCUGCUGACUUUACACAUCACCGUUCUGAGGGGCAGCCCCCUCUAUCUGGGGGCGAACAAUCACAGCGAAGAAGAUCCAGCAGCUCAAUCACAGGAUAACCUAAAUCCCAAGAUCUCUGCUUCCAGAAAUCCAGGAUUUUCCCUGACAUCAGGAGAAAGGACAGAAUCUAUAGAGCAGCACACAGCAGAUAGACAGUUACCAAAACAACGUUCGCAAAAAGACAGUGGACAUACUCAGCUACAGAGAGAUGGGCCUGGAUCAUUUUUGCUGGAUCUCCCAAACUUUCCAGACCUUUCUAAAGCAGAUAUAAAUGGCCAAAAUCCAAAUAUUCAGGUUACCAUAGAAGUUGUGGAUGGUUCUGAUACCGAAAAUGAGAAAGAUUUACGGAAAGAGGACAAAUCUACUUGGUCCAUCAGAUCUUCUGAUUGGAGGAAUUGGUGGCAAAGGUCGUCAGGUUCGUCUCGCUUGAGUAAUGGUGAUGCUGACUACAAAUAUGAUAGUGCUACUGAAGACAGUAACUUUCUAAACCCAAUAGGAGGCUGGGACAGAGGGUCACCCAGCCACAGAAGUUUUGAAUCCAAAACACAGCCUGAAUAUGAUUACAUCGAUGGAGAGGGAGACUGGAGCUCAUGGUCAGUAUGCAGUGUAACUUGUGGAAGUGGAAACCAGAAACGUACACGAUCGUGUGGCUAUGCCUGCACAGCCACGGAGUCAAGGACUUGUGACAUGACUAGCUGUCCAGGUAUUGAAGACACAUUCAGGACUGCUGCAACAGAAGUUAGUCUGCUAGCAGGAAGUGAAGACUUUAAUGCCACAAAAUUGUUUGGUGUUGAUACGGACAGUUGUGAGAGGUGGAUGAGCUGUAGAAGUGAAUUUCUAAAGAAGUAUAUGCACAAAGUGGCCACUGAUCUUCCCAGCUGUCCUUGUUUCUAUCCUACGGAAGUUGCUUAUAGUACUGCUACUGUAUAUGACAGGCUAAAGAGGAAGGAGUUCCGUUGGAAAGAUGCAAGUGGUCCAAAAGAAAAACUGGAAAUAUAUAAACCAACGGCACGUUACUGCAUCCGUUCAAUGCUCUCCUUAGAAAGCACAACCCUUGCAGCACAACAUUGUUGCUAUGAUGACAGCAUGCAGUUAAUUACAAGGGGUAAAGGAGCAGGCACCCCAAAUUUAAUAAGCAUAGAAUUUUCUGCAGAGCUUCACUACAAAGUAGACAUAUUGCCAUGGAUCAUAUGCAAGGGGGACUGGAGCAGGUACAAUGAUGUGCGACCUCCAAAUAAUGGACAAAAAUGCACAGAUAACCCUUCAGAUGAGGACUACAAUAAACAGUUUCAAGAAGCCAGGGAAUAUUAAAUGAAGAAUGUUCUCCCUAGAUCCAAGGAAGGGAAAACAACCACUGUGUGUGGCCCAAAAUAGAAAAAAUGCUGUAUUAACUUUCUUCUGAAAACAGGGUUAAACCACUUUGCUUUUCAUUUAUAUCAUAUGAGUGUAUAUAUAUAUAUAUAUAUAUAUAUAUAUAUAUAUAUAUAUAUAUAUAUAUAUUCAAACUGCAUGACAGUUUAUGUCCUUAUACAAUAUGAGCAUAUGCAUAAACACACACAUAGAUUUUUCCUGGUGGAACUACAGAUGUGAGUUGACAGCCAAUAUUUAACAUUUUAAAAAUUACAUGAAAGAAAAUUAUGCAUAAAUAGUCAUGAUACAAAUCAGAUGAGACAAAUUAAAGUUGUGUACAAAUAUGAUGCAGAUAAUAAAUUACUUAGUAUUGGCUGAAGAUAAAAAACCAAACAGCACAUAUCUGUUGGGAAACAGUAUGUCCAAUAUUAUUAAAUUACUUUGGUUUUGACUAUCAGCCAUGAAUAAUACCAGUCAUUUCAGAACUGGAACAAAAAUGUCACACAAUGGAAAAGUAAAUAUAUCUGUUUGCUAGCUCAUAAUGAGAAAGUGACCGACACAACUUUUCCAACACACACCCACUCACACAGAUACACGAAGAUAUAGCUGGUUACUUAGCAUAUAAAUUGGUUAUCCUUUUCUAAGAAAUUGUGUUUUACAUUAAAGAAAAAAAAUAAAAUGGGCUGUACAUCUUCCCUGCCUUGUCAUUGAGCUGAGGGUGAAUAUAUGUUGACUCCAAGUCUAUAGAACAAAGACUUCCUAGAUAGUUUUUUAUCUAUUUCUGGGAAGGAGUUAGUGCUAGGGAAAUAAUGCACAUGUAAAGGAAGUGACACAUUUCUUUUCCCAUAUACUUGUAGGAAGAGUACCUAUAAUGUCUUCUACUUUGUUUUUAUUUUUCAUUUAAUUUCUAUAUUGAGCACAUGUUGCAGAGAGAAUAUUCUAGAAAACUAUUUAAAGAAACCUUUCUUUUUCACUGAACAGUUCUUCGUAUUCAGAGAAACAGCAUUAUUUUUGUAAAGUAUUUAUUGUUAUAUACCCUGUGCGCUAGGCGUUUUAGUAUGACCUGAAUACUUGGGACACCUGACAGUGCACACAAAGGGAACCAUAAGUUGACUUGUAUCUAUAGACUCAUAAAAAGUGAACUCUAUAAAUAAAACAUAAAUGAGAUAAAGUGUU